Molecule: messenger RNA, 3304 nt
Organism: Oncorhynchus masou masou (cherry salmon)
Lineage: Eukaryota; Metazoa; Chordata; Actinopteri; Salmoniformes; Salmonidae
Product: beta-galactoside alpha-2,6-sialyltransferase 2-like
Exons: 6
Coding region: 283-1725 (480 amino acids)
Biological process (GO): sialylation
Cellular component (GO): Golgi apparatus
Molecular function (GO): beta-galactoside alpha-2,6-sialyltransferase activity
Source: RefSeq, a predicted model, not a curated record
UCGAGAAAGGACGGUUCUUUUAUACCUCAAUUGAAAGAACCACAACCCCACAUUACACAUCCUAUAGUGUGUAGAGUAGCGUUCGAUUGCAACUUGCCUCUUUCUUUGAAGAUGGCGCAAAAGGAUGCAUUCCGUUUCGACUUUGCAUUUCAGAUCUAAGCCUGAAGAAAUGUCGAUGUUCGCCGGAAUGAAUAGGGUUUGACGAGCUCAGGCCUCAUCCUGAGCACUGCCAGGUCGGCUUCUAGGGGUCGCUGACGGGACCGGACCCCAGCUGCACCCACCAUGACUCCCAGGUCCUCCACCAUGACCCCAACUAUGAAGCAGUGGAGGCAGCUGGUUCUGGUGGUGAUGCUGGCCUGGCUCCUCAUCUUCCUGGCCCUGCUCUCCCACUUCCUGGACCCCCGGGAUGUGGAUCUCCGCUUGCCCUCCUCGCUCACCCACACCGAGACCCGCCGUCUGGCCUCCAUCCAGGGUAGUCCAUCGGGCAUCAGGGCUUCUCCUCUUGAGGUGACAUCCUCAUCUUCACCCGCCAACCAGGAUCCCAGCCACAGCCAACAGGGAAAAAAGGAGGCCCUGGAGCUGAGCCAGAAUGGUGACUUGGUGGUCUGGAAAAAGGUGAGCGACCUGGAGGAGAGGGUGUAUCAGGAAAGGGAAGAGAAGAUAAGGAGGGAGAGACUGAGAAGGAGGAGGAGGAAAGGGAGCUUGUCCAGGGCUGAGCAGCGGGGCAGAGACGGCUACUAUUUAUCCCAGUCCAAGGUAGUGGUCCAGCAGCUGCGAAGGGGCAUUGCCUCAGCGGGAAUGCUCGCUCCACACCUGCAGAAGUCCAUGAGGGACUACCUGAAUCUCAACAGGCAUCACGUGGCCUACAGGGGGCGGCGCAGGGGUAGGCAGAGCGGGAGGGAGGUGCUCUGUGAACUGAAGGAGCAGGCCAGGUUGAGGACACUGGAUGGGACAGAGCAACCCUUCUCUGGGCUGGCCUGGGACAGGCUAGUGCCCCCACGACCUCUGGAGCAGCUUUGGGGCCAGGGGUCAAAGUUCAAGUCGUGUGCGGUGGUCACCUCGGCUGGGGCUAUCCUCAACUCUUCCCUAGGGAGAGAAAUUGAUUCCCAUGAGGCUGUGCUUCGCUUCAACGCUGCUCCUACAGAGGGCUAUGAGAAUGACGUGGGCAACAAGACCACCAUCCGCAUCAUCAACUCUCAGAUACUUGCCCGGCCCAGGCAUCACUUCACCACAAGCUCUUUGUAUAAGGGUAUGACACUGGUGGCCUGGGAUCCUGCACCGUACUCUGUGGACCUGCCCAGGUGGUACAGGAACCCAGACUAUGACCUGUUCACCCCGUAUGAAGAGCGCCGGCGUCUCCACCCCACACAACCGUUCUACAUCCUCCACCCCAAGUUCAUCUGGCAGCUGUGGGACGUGAUCCAGGGGAACACCCAGGAGAACAUCCAGCCUAACCCCCCGUCCUCUGGGUUCAUAGGCAUUGUCCUGAUGAUGUCGCUGUGCGAGGAGGUCCAUGUCUAUGAGUACAUCCCUUCUCUGCGUCAGACAGACCUGUGCCACUACCACGAGCACCACUACGACGCAGCCUGCACCCUUGGGGCAUACCACCCCCUGCUCUUUGAGAAGCUACUGGUCCAGAGGAUGAACAGCGCCUCCCAGCACGACCUCAAAACCAAGGGCAAGGUCACGCUGUCGGGGUUCAGCGCGAUCAACUGUGGGCCAUGACCCCUGACCUUUGACGACCUAUGGCCAUCAAGAGACAGAGAGUGCCGAUACUAAUCAAGCGACUGAAGUGGCUAAGUUGAGUCAGCACCGUCGUCGGUGGGCCAUGAUCUGGCUUUUGACCUUUGACCUGGACUGCUGUCUGGAAAAUCAGGAUGAAAGUGAAGAGGAGGAGAGUGUUGCCACUACUAAUCAAUCUUAGGCUGUAGAGGCUAAGCGAGCAUGCUCGAGAACUGCCUUUGUCACAAUGGAUAGUGUCAAUUGUUGAAAGGAGGAGGGGGGGUGGGUUUAGGGAAUGUGGAUAUCAUGUUGUUGUAUUGUGUAAUGAAGUAGUCCUUCAGGGAUGUAUUCCUACUGGAGAGAUGGGUCAUCUUUUUAAGGUAUUGUUCUUGUGACACAAUGUUGCACAUGAGAGAGGUCUGGGUAUGAAUGUGGAAAAGUGAUCUAUAGAUUCAAAUAUUGAACAUCGGUCAAAGGCAUGUUUUUCUGAUUCAACGAAUGAGGUGCAUUGUCACGUUUAGAAACAUUGAAAUAGAGAAUUGAAAAGAUGCAGUUCAAAAAGCAUGCUGUGUUCCUUUUGGUAAAAAAAAUAUAUAUUGCAGACCUCAUUUGAGAAAUUCAGGGAUAGUAGUGUAUGUCGGUCUAGGAGGGAAAACAACCACUUUUCACUUUUUUGUUGUUGUUGCAUGAACCAGUCAACCUAACCACUGAUCUGUGUGUAUGUGAGUAAGGAACUGAAACUUUCUUAUCAGUGUUCUCUAAAGUUACUGUACCUCAACGACCAGAUGGUAAAACUAACAGCAGUUACUGUUCCUGGCCUUGAUAUGAUUCUACAGCCACACUGUGUAAAUAUAAUGUAAAUGUGGUUUGUUUGCCUGUAGAAGUCUGGUCAAGUGUGAUGCAAUGAAUGUAGCUAUGAAUAGUUUGAGGCACAUUUAUUAAAAAAUAUAUAAAAAACAACCUUUAUUUAACUAGGCAAGUCGGUUAAGAACAGAUUCUUAUUUACAAUGUUGGCCUACCCCGGCCAUGCCUGGUCUGCGCCGCUCUAUGGGACUGUAGUGACGCCUCUUGCACUGAGAUGCAGUGCCUUAGACCGCUGCGCCACUCGGGAACACAGCGGUCUAAGGAUUUUGGCAAUGGUGAUAUAGACUUGAUAACGUGCCAAAUGUUUCCUGUGUGAAGUUUACUGUUAGUUAACACUACGUCUUCUAGGAGUUAACCACUACAAAAGCAAAGCAGAGGCCUCAGCUUGGAAUAAUAUAAAUGGACAGAAUGUCCUUACGAUGAUUCACUUGUUUUUUUUUUUAUUGGGAAUGGAAUGCACCAAACACAGCAAUAGAAAUGUCAUUUUUCUUUUGAAUGAUUUUUUUUGAGAAGUGUUUGCUGAUCUACUGUUGAGGGUAAACACUAUAAUAUUCACACCUUUUGGGAUCUUUAAACAAAAAUCAUGUUGUUUUUACAGAUAAUUUUCUAUAGCCAGAAUCAGUUUGUACUGAACAUAAUUUGUUAGUUUGUAUGAAAUUUGUAUUUCUUUUCCAUUGUUUUCUACUUAAACUGUUGUGAAUAAAGAUAUUGUACUUGC